Molecule: messenger RNA, 3918 nt
Organism: Chanos chanos (milkfish)
Lineage: Eukaryota; Metazoa; Chordata; Actinopteri; Gonorynchiformes; Chanidae
Gene: ttbk1a
Product: tau tubulin kinase 1a
Exons: 15
Coding region: 79-3918 (1279 amino acids)
Biological process (GO): protein phosphorylation
Molecular function (GO): ATP binding; protein kinase activity
Source: RefSeq, a predicted model, not a curated record
GGCUCGUUUAAGCAGGGAGCUGCUCGACUUCUCUCUGGGUGGCAGUGCCUAGCCCCAGCUCUUCAGGAUCACGCCAACAUGAACGGCACCGGGGAGCAGGUGGACAUCCUGCCGCCCAACUGCAUGGUCAAGGACCGAUGGAAAGUGCUGAAGAAAAUAGGAGGUGGGGGGUUUGGGGAGAUCUAUGAAGCCCUGGACUUGCUGACACGGGAGAACGUUGCUCUGAAAGUGGAGUCAGCACAGCAGCCCAAACAAGUUCUCAAGAUGGAGGUGGCCGUGCUUAAGAAGCUUCAAGGUAAAAAUCACGUUUGUAAGUUCAUUGGUUGUGGGAGGAACGACAAAUUCAACUAUGUCGUCAUGCAGCUUCAGGGUAGAAACUUAGCAGACCUGAGAAGGAGCCAACCCCGUGGGACUUUCACCAUGAGCACAACGCUUCGUUUAGGAAAACAGAUCCUGGAGUCUAUAGAGGCCAUUCACUCUGUGGGCUUCCUGCAUAGAGACAUAAAACCUUCAAAUUUUGCCAUGGGGAGAUUGCCUUCAACAUACAGGAAAUGUUAUAUGCUUGAUUUUGGCCUCGCGCGGCAGUACACCAACACAAGUGGAGAAGUCCGACCACCUCGAACCGUGGCAGGCUUCCGUGGAACUGUCCGAUACGCUUCAGUCAAUGCACAUAAAAACAAAGAAAUGGGUCGCCAUGAUGACCUGUGGUCUUUACUUUACAUGUUGGUUGAGUUUGCUGUCGGACAGCUACCAUGGCGGAAGAUAAAGGACAAAGAACAAGUGGGUCAGAUUAAGGAGCGGUAUGAUCACAAGAUGCUGCUUAAACACAUGCCUUCAGAGUUUCACAUCUUCCUGGAUCAUGUUCUUAACCUUGACUAUUAUACCAAACCUGAUUACCAGCUCCUUAUGUCAGUGUUUGACAAUAGUAUGAAGGAGCGAAUCAUUCUGGAGAAUGAGCCAUUUGACUGGGAGAAAGGGGGAACAGAUGCUCUGCUGUCCACCAGCAUGUCCACUGCACCACAGCACAACACACGACCCACAGCUGCUAUAGUCGGGGUUGUCAACAUGACUCCAGCUCAAGGUGACCUUCAGAGAGAGAACACAGAUGAUGUUCUGCAGGAUGAGCACUUGAGCGACCAGGAGAAUGCGCCCCCUGUUCUACCCAGUCACCAGGGUGAGGGCAGCCAGGUGCCCACCGAUGCCCAGGGCUGGGAGGAUACUGACUUUAACCGCAACAAACUCAGGAUCAGCCUAAGCAAGGGCGGCCAGGAGGAUGAGGCUAAUCGUGGUGUGUGUCCAGUUUCACCACAGCGUGGGGGCGGAGCAGAAUCCCCCAGUUGUCAAGUUCGCUCUCUCAGAUACCGACGGGUCAACAGCCCAGAGUCUGACCGUCUCUCCGCUGCCGAGGCCCGCGGUGAUGGCUAUGGGCAAAGAUCCCGCAUGGACAUCUUGGGCUCGCCGUCACGUCUUGUCUACUCCUCCCAGCCAGCCCAAAUGCUCUCUGUGGAUGGUUACCGUGGUGACCUGCACGCAAGCGGCCGCAACGAGGUGUCGGUGGAUCAGGAGGCGCACAGCAAUGCCUUUAUCCGUUCCGUUCCAUUGGCCGAGGAGGAGGAUUUUGAUAGUAAAGAGUGGGUGAUCAUUGACAAGGAGAUGGAGCUGAGGGACUUCCAUCCGGGGGCUGAGCCCACCACCUCAGGGACCACCGACGAGGAACCUGAGGAGCUGAGGCCCCUUGAAGAGGGUGAGGAACGCCGGAGGCACAGGGGUGGAGUGGAACAAGUGGUGCGGCCCAAGACCCACGGGGAACGGACUCGAGGCAUGCUGCCUCUGACUGAGGAGGAGGCCUCACGCAGGAGCGGGGGAAGAGGCCAGUCCACCUCCGCAGAGAGCCCUAUCCAGUCGCCCUGUCACUCCUUACAGACAGGACGGCCGCGGCGAAGGGAGUCGGAGCCCACGGGACCUCAUAGGCAGGUAAGAUGUCCUUCUGAACCUCUGCUUUCGCCUACUGACUACAGAACUAAGGCACAGUCCUUGGAGAAGCAAAUGUUGCACAUCCUUCCUCAGCUACAGGCCAAGAGGGCAGACUUCCUCACUGUCAUGCUCACUGGUUCUUUGCAUCAGCGGCGAACCUUCACAGCAACGCCUCCUGACACCCAGGAUGAUGGACCACGUGACGAUGAUGUUACGAAGAGCGAGUCCAGCAGUGGAGCCAGUGGAAAGAGCACAGAGCGCAGCCAAGAUGGGGCUCCAUCCACCCUCCUCGCUGAUGACCAUCACAGAGGCAGCAGAGAGCCUGGGUCUGUUGCAGAUGCAGAUCAAGAUCAGGAGGACAUCUCUAAAACUCUUGUUCUGUUCUCUCCAGGGGACACCAGGAAGUCCCCAAAUGCUGGAGAAGGGCUUGAUCCUGAGCAGGGCACAAUUGAUAGCGACACUGUGCAGAGGGAGAAACCUGUAGAGAGAAGUAAACCAGAGCAAACCCCUUCAGAGAACGAUCAGCUUGCCAUGGAGCCUGAAUCCACCCUUGUCUCCAAACAGAGACUGAGAUCAUUGGUUACUAUCCCCACAACAACAGUUUCUACUGCUUCAGCAGCAUCACCCCCCUUCACCAAAGUUGAGCGCACUUUUGUUCACAUUGCUGAGACAACUCAUCUGAAUGUCAUGUUUUCCAGUUGUCCACAAGUCAUGGAUGAUGAGCAUGAUAACUUGCCAGUUGCUGAGGAAGCCUCAGUGGAGGGUGAGUCCCAACAGAGGGUAGAAUGGAAGAAGGACAGGCCGGUCUGCACUCCUGAAAUAGAAGGGCCAGCAGGUGCUCAAUCUGAAGUGUCAUCCCAGACUCCCACUGAAGAGCCCCAAGUCCUGACUGUGCUCGAUGGAAUAAUGCAAAACCAGACUUGCACCAAACCGGACAAUCUUCCCAAUCUUAGCUCUGUGGAACCUGGAGAUUUUCAGGCAGGUCAGACAACAGGUGGGAGGCAGGAGAAUUUACUAGAGGAAUCCAAAGAGGACACCUUCCAAAAAAAGGAAGGAGUAGAGGUGGAAUCGACAAGCUCUGAACUUCCUAAGCCUCUUCGACCACGGAGCAGGAGCCGUAUCCCCAUCCUGGUGUCUGAGGAAGACACUGGCUCUGAGUCUGUCUCUUCCCGAGAGUGGAUCCGCCGGAAGGCCAAACAAGACCUAGCCCGUUUGGUAGUGGAAAGGCAACGUCAUGGCCGCUGCUUGAGGCUGGCGUCCCGGACAUCUUCCUCAUUGUCCUCUGGCGAUGAGCCCAGAAGAGCUUCAGAGACUCUCUCUACAACUGGCUCUGAAGAGGACACUCAUGAGUCAGAUGACUCAGCCAGAAGAAAGAAGGACCAAAGGAGCAAUGAGUGGCACAGUAGGAUACCUCGACCUGUUACGCCUGUAAAGAUGCCCUCUGCUGGUCUGAUGGCAGUGGCUCCCUCCCCUCUUACCCUGCCGAGUGCCAGUACUUCCAGACCAGCAUCAGCUGGUUGCAGCGGGCCUAAAGCACAGAGAGUAGGGAUGAGUGUUCCACCGAACCCAGGGAGAUCCAAACCAACGCAGUCUAACUGCACUAUGCCAGGAGGAAGCCCCCGCACACCGCUCCGCUGCAUCUUCACCUCCACGCGUCGCAGUCUCAGCACUGCUCAAUGUAUUUUUCCCCCUUCACGGACAGCAAGCCCCUCUCCCCAGCGACCACCACUCCGAACUACAGUUAGUGAAACACGGAGGCAACCCCUGUCUCUCCGAGCCAAUAUGGUUGUCCCACCAAGGCCUAGGACUACCAGCCGCCGUGGUCCUACAGAGGAUCCCAGGUCACAGCCGUCCACAACUACACUGAUGAGGAAUCGAACCAAAGCCACUACCCAUGUGAAGGGGGGCCAAAGCACAGGAGACAGCGUGGCUGCAGCCAGAUAA